CGUGUUUUCAAUUAAACGAUAGACGCGUCAUCCCUCAUUUGGUUUCGUCUACCCCGCGUUCAUAUCAACAAUCAUGCAUAACAAUGCCUGCGGAAUUAGUCGUGAUAGACAGUUCGGAAUCAGAAGGCAAGGGCCUUGGUGCCGACCGAUGUUCCAAGACGGCACUUGGUAAGCGCAAAGCCGAGCCUGUGCCCCCGCCAAUUGAGACUAUUCCGUGGACGGACUCGGAGGAGGAGGCCGAGAAGGAACGGACUGAGAAGAAACAAGCAAAGGGAAGACGUAGUGCGAAGAAAAAGAAAAGCAUCAAGUCUGAACCUGGAAACGCUAUUACCAAUCAUGGACGACGAAACGCACGUUCCUUGGCCGAAGCGAUUAGGGAUCUCGGCGAGGAUACGGCGCCAGAGGACAACGUCCAUGCUGAUAUCCCAGAGUAUUUAAAGCACCGCAAGAGGCAGUUCAACCGGGACCGCGCAACUCUCCAAGAAGCCGGGUUGCUUCUUCCACCGGACUACACGGACAUUGACUUCACUGAUGAUGAAGAUGAUGGCCAGCGACGAGAGGUCCGACCACAGUUUGGCGAUAGAAUCAAGCCAUGUCGACCGUAUGAGGACGUCGAGCUAGAAAGGUCAGCAGGUAUCAUACCGGCACCAAUAGCCCAGUACCUACGUGAUUAUCAGGUCGACGGCGUUUCUUUCAUGCAUGAGGCAUUCGUCUACCAGAGGGGAUGCAUUCUCGGCGAUGACAUGGGACUGGGCAAGACGGUUCAGGUUGCUGCGUUCCUGACAGCUGCAUUCGGGAAAACCGGUGAUUUUCGUGACUCGAAGCGGAUGCGCAAGGUCAAGAGGCUGGGUCGCCGGUACUACAAAGUGCUGGUUGUCUGCCCCAGCUCCGUAAUGGAGAACUGGAGACAAGAACUGGCGCGAUGGGGCUGGUGGAAGGUCGAGUCCUAUCAUGGACCCGGCAAAGACGAUGUGCUUGACACCGCAAAGUCAGGUCGGCUUGAGGUCAUGCUUACGACCCCGGCCACGUACAGGCUGCAGAAAGAGCGCGUAAACACGGUCAGCUGGGAUGCCGUGGUUGUCGACGAAUGUCAUAAUAUCAAGGAGCGACGAUCCGAGAUCACAAAAGCAAUGACUGAGGUCAACGCACUCUGUCGCAUCGGCUUGACGGGCACGGCCAUCCAGAACAAGUACGAGGAGCUCUGGACCCUCCUGAACUGGACAAACCCUGGGCGCUUUGGAACCUUUGGAGAAUGGAAAACCUCCAUCAGUAGGCCUUUAACUCUGGGUCAAUCUCACAACGCCACACUCCAGGAGCUGAGCAUGGCAAGAAAGACUGCCAAGAAGCUGGUGCAGAAUCUUCUUCCGGACUACUUUCUUCGUCGCAUGAAGUCUUUGAUUGCGCAUCAGUUACCUAAGAAGCGAGACAGAGUAGUUUUCUGUCCGCUGACUGAUCUCCAAACCACGGCGUACGAAAGAUUCAUCGCAUCCGAAGAAGUUGAGCUUGUCCGACGGUCUCAUGAGCUAUGCGAUUGCGGAUCAGGAGAGAAAAGGGGGCAUUGCCACUACAAACACUUGGAAGAUGGGCGCACAUGGAACAUGCUCGUCUUUCCUUGUAUUCUGACCUUGCAGAAUCUGGCCAACCAUCUCACGCUGAUUGUGCCAAAGAUUGGCGAGCCCGGAGACAAGGCUGAGAAAAGCCUGGCCAGGCUCCGUAUUUGCGUGCCUGACAAGUGGGAGCAACUCUACAAGCUUCGUGACUCCCCGCUCAUACAAAUGGACCCGGAAUUCUGCGGUAAAUGGAGAGUGUUGAAGGACCUACUCAAGUUUUGGGAGGGAAACGGUGACAAAGUCCUCGUCUUCUCCCACAGCGUCAAACUACUACAAGUCCUUCGCGCGCUUUUUCAGACUACUCACUACAGUUACAGCUACCUGGAUGGAUCACUUGCGAUCGAGGAGAGGCAGCAGAUUGUUGAUGAUUUCAACUCGGACCCUCAACAGUUUGUCUUUCUCAUCUCUACGAAGGCGGGUGGUGUAGGUUUGAACAUCACGUCAGCCAACAAGGUCGUCAUCUUUGACCCUCACUGGAAUCCAUCAUGGGACCUUCAGGCCCAGGAUCGAGCUUAUCGAAUUGGCCAGACUCGAGACGUCGACGUAUUCCGCCUUGUCUCUCAAGGGACCAUUGAAGAGAUUGUCUACGCGCGGCAGAUCUACAAGCAGCAACAAGCCAAUAUUGGCUACAAUGCUUCAAAUGAAAGACGAUACUUUACUGGUGUGCAACAAGACAACUCUCGGAAGGGAGAAAUCUUCGGGCUCGAAAACAUCUUUACAUUUCGUCCCGACCGCGUGGUGCUGCGGGAUAUUGUCAACAAGACAAAUGUCGCAGAGGCCAAGGUUGGGGUAUAUCUGCAAGAUAUCGAUAUCGAGUCUGCCAUCAAGGAUAAUGAGGAGGCGGGCAUUCCGAUCAAGUUAGAACCGGGGUCCAGUGGGGACGCAGAGGAGCGUGGAGCAAGCCAACUCGCGGACUUCCUCACGUCGAAACCCCAAGUCAAACCAGGUGGUGAGAACCACGAAAGAUCCCCAGGUCACGACGCUAUACAGGCCAUUCUCUCCUCGGCGGGAGUGGGCUACACUCACGACAAUGCAGAGGUUGUCGGGACCAGCAAAGUCGAAGCUCAGCUGUCUCGCAAGGCCGAGAGAGAUCACGAGAUUGAUGAGAAAGAAGCCUUGAAAGUAUUGUUUGCCGACAGUCAAGAUGUUGGCGCGCGUCCGCUAUAUGAGCAUGAUCAGGAGGCUUGGGAUGUGGACGAGAUGGGAGAAGGUGACGCAUGGCAAAGCAAGCGUCCCGAAACAUGGUUUCGGCCUCGACUCCGAUACAACCCUCCGGAAGAGGUUAGACUGCGUCAGUUCUGCUCCAUGGCAAAGGAGUUCAGCUUCAGCAAUGCUAUAGAGUUUGCAUUAGUUGUUGAGAGCUGGACACAAGAGCAGCGGAGGAACUGCCUCGAUAUGUUUUACAAACAAAGGGAGUCUGAGCUGCUUAAGACAACACUGGCUGGCGAGGCAAAGAAGCUCGACAAACACGAACCGGAAGUUAAGACAGAGUCGACUUCAGCCCGUACUAAGACUGAAGUACCGGAGGAACAUGGAAUGGUUGGACUUGAGAAUGUUCAGACCAAGUCCAAAGUUCAAAUCAAGAACGAAGCGGGAGUUGCCGACUCAAAGGUAAAGAUGGAACCGGUGAACGAUGAGCCCGAGAGCGACUCGGAUGAUCUUGACGCGGUCAAGGUGAAGGAUGAGGAUUUGAGCAAGAUUAAAUAUGAACCAGGGUUGGCCACUAUCAAAAGGCAGUCGAGCAUAUUCUUUUUUGACGACGACGAUGAGGAUGACGAGCUGUGAUAUGGAUCCUUGUUUGUAUUUUCUGGUUUUGUGAUACCCAUCGGCGCUACUUUAGACUUGAAGGAAGUGUGUUCAGUGUUCUCUGAUGCAAGGUGCCUUGUCACAGUGUUUUGCACGUCGUUUCUAUUGUUACUAUUGUUUUCCUUUUUUCUUUUUUGUUCCCAGGUCCAUCCAUGACAUAGUUUCUGUCUCUGCCCCUUUUCUCGGGCCUCCGGUGUACUGUACUCAAAUAAUACUCUGUAAUUCAUGUUUCGCAACCGGGAUCCAUGCACAGUAGGUACUUAGCC
Molecule: messenger RNA, 3682 nt
Organism: Pyricularia oryzae 70-15
Lineage: Eukaryota; Fungi; Ascomycota; Sordariomycetes; Magnaporthales; Pyriculariaceae
Product: helicase
Exons: 3
Coding region: 84-3395 (1103 amino acids)
Molecular function (GO): ATP-dependent chromatin remodeler activity; ATP binding
Source: RefSeq, a predicted model, not a curated record